CGAGGUGUUCUGAGUAUGGCACCUGCCAUACCCAGGCUUUUCUGCCUGGGAGUGUGGCUCUCUGCCACUGUGUCCUCUUUGCGCGAACUGCAAAGCUCUUUGGAUAGCAAAAUGAAACCUGCAAAGCAGCACUAUUGGAUUCUGGGUUGGUUUUCCAUGGCUCUAUGUUGUUGGUGUACUUCAGAUACUUUUACUCAAAGUGGCAUCCACCCUCAUGCCUGGAAAAAGCUGUAUUUUGCUCAUCAUUGGCCAGUGACUGUAUGUAAGAUGAAUGCUAAUGAUUGUCAUGACCCACCAAAGUACUGGACAAUCCAUGGAUUGUGGCCUGACAGAGCUGAAGACUGUAAUAGGACAUGGCAUUUCAAUGUCACCGAGAUCAAGGAUCUUAUGUCAGACAUGAGACACUACUGGCCUGAUGUGCUUCAUUCAUCUCUGAAUCGUACCCAGUUCUGGAAACAUGAGUGGGAAAAACAUGGCACUUGUGCAGCCACACUUGAGGUCCUUAAUUCUCAGAAAAAAUACUUUGGUAAAGCCAUAGAACUCUACCAGCAUGUUGAUCUCAAUGGUUGUCUCUUAAAAGCUGGGAUAAAGCCGAGCAGUUCAUAUUACAAGAUGACUGCUAUAAAGGAAGCUCUUACAAGAUUUUAUGGUGUAACACCAAAGAUCCAAUGCCUUCCUCCAGAAGAGGGUGAAAAAGCACAAACAAUUGGCCAGAUUGAGUUCUGCUUCACCAAAGAGCUGCAGCUGGUAAACUGCACGGUGCCAGAGGGUGGAUCCAACCCAGUGCAGGCUCACUUGAAGCUUGGAACUUCGGAGCUGUCGGUGUGCAAUGAUACUCUUCCAACCUAUUAUCCUUCAGAGGUCCAAGAUCACAAAUUAAGCCAUAAGAGUUUGAAAAACUUUUUAAACAUCAACAAAGCCUGAACUCGUGUAGUAUUACAAGCACCUGUCCAUAUCACAGGCCUACAGUGAAGAUUUCUGCUGGAAAACACAGUUCUUUUGCUAUUAAAGGAGAGUGGUCCACAUGAUAGGAUCAGCAUCUGA
Molecule: messenger RNA, 1044 nt
Organism: Vidua chalybeata
Lineage: Eukaryota; Metazoa; Chordata; Aves; Passeriformes; Viduidae
Gene: RNASET2
Product: ribonuclease T2
Biological process (GO): RNA catabolic process
Cellular component (GO): extracellular region
Molecular function (GO): RNA binding; ribonuclease T2 activity
Source: RefSeq, a predicted model, not a curated record